UCCUGCUCCGGUGCGGAGAGGGAGUCGAGCAUCAUCCAGGUCGUGGAGGCUGCCGGCAGCAGGGAUGGCGACGGAGCAGGAGGCCGCGGAGCAGGAGGCGACGGAGCUGCGGUGCCGAGUUUCGGUGGAGGAGCUGAGCCCGGGCGGGCAGCCGUGGCGGCGGCAGGUCCUGCGGGAGGCCCAGCUCAGCCUGGGCCGCAACGAGAGGCGGGAGCUGGUCCUGCGGCUGCAGGCGGGGGCGGCAGCGGGACCCCGGCUCUUCCCCCUGCGGGCGGCCCGGCUGUUCACCCGGUUCUCGGCGUCCGGGCGGAGCGGCCUGCGGCUCGGCCCGGCCCCGGACUCCGGCUCGGGCUCCGUCCAGCUGCUGCUGUCCGACUGCCCUCCCUACCGGCUGCGCCGCUUCCUGCGCACCCUGAAGCUCAAGCUGGCCGGAGCCCCCGGGCCCCCCACCACCCCGGCCCGGGCCCGCCUGCUCGCCCCCCGGCCCCGGGCCUUCCUUGCCCUCAGCCCCGUCCAGCUUGAGAACCGGCACCAGGAUGCGGACGCGACCUUAGAUGCCACCCCCCGGAAGCGGCCGGGGCCGGGGGCCAGGGUCCGGCCCAGCGCCGGGGCCGACACGGAGACUUCCACCCCCGAGCCGCUGCGGUCCCCCCGGCCCCGACCUCGGCUCCAGCUGUCCCGGGAGCAGGAGCAGGUGCUGAGCGCCGUGCUCCGUGGAAAGAGUGUCUUCUUCACGGGCAGCGCAGGCACAGGAAAAUCCUUUCUGAUGAAGCGGAUCCUGGGGUCGGUGCCCCCAGCGGGCACCGUGGCCACGGCCAGCACCGGGGCAGCCGCCUGCCUCAUCGGGGGCACCACGCUGCACGGCUUUGCGGGCAUCGGAUCAGGCCAGGCGCCCCUGGAGCAGUGCGUGGCUCGGGCCCGGCGCCCAGGCGUGCGGCGGGCCUGGCUCAGCUGCCAGCGGCUGGUCAUCGACGAGAUCUCCAUGGUGGAGGCUGCGCUCUUCGACAAGCUGGAGGCAGUGGCCAGAGCCGUGCGGCAGCGAGAGGAGCCAUUUGGGGGGAUCCAGCUCAUCAUCUGUGGUGACUUCCUGCAGCUGCCACCCGUGAGCUCAGGGGACCGCACGCGGCGCCCCCAAUUCUGCUUCCAGGCCCGGAGUUGGUCCCGAUGCAUCCAGGUGACCAUGGAGUUGACCCAAGUCCGGAGGCAGAGCGACCCAGCCUUCAUCUCCCUGCUGCGGAAUGUGCGGCUGGGCAGAUGCCCGGAGGAGGUGACCCGGCAGCUGCGGGCCACGGCCGGGCACAAGCUGGAGCGGGAUGGGGUGGUGGCCACACGGCUCUGCACCCACCAGGAUGACGUGGAGACGACAAACUGGCGACGUCUUCAGGAGCUGCCCGGGGCUGUGCGGUGCUACGAGGCUGUGGACAGUGACCCCGAGCAAGCCGGAACCAUCAAUAGGCAGUGUCCAGUGGGGCAGCAGUUGCAGCUUAAGCUGGGAGCCCAGGUGAUCCUGGUGAAGAACUUGGCGGUGACCCGAGGACUGGUGAACGGGGCCCGUGGGGUUGUGGUGGGAUUUGAGGCCGGAGAGAAAGGGCUCCCCCAAGUGCGAUUUCUAUGUGGGGUCACGGAGGUUGUGCAUUUUGAGCGCUGGAACCUGCAGAGCCCAGGGGGGCAACCCUUGAGUCGCCAGCAACUGCCCCUCCGCCUGGCCUGGGCCCUGUCCAUCCAUAAGAGCCAGGGCAUGUCUCUGGACUGCGUGGAGAUCUCUCUGGCUCGGGUGUUUGAGAGCGGACAGGCCUACGUGGCACUGUCCAGAGCCCGCAGCCUGCAGGGCCUCCGCGUGCUGGACUUUGACCCCGACGUGGUGCGGUCUGACCCCCGGGUGCUGCGCUACUAUGCCUCCCUGCGGCCGGAGGGCAGGCCCGGUGAGAUGCCUCCGACCGAAGAAGGGGACGCUUCUGACCAGGAGAAUGUGGCCCCGGAUCUCUGAACCCUGUCUCUGGUUAGGGGGUGGGGGAGAUGGGACCCUUCCUCUUUGCCUUACUCCACAGGAGCGGUGUUUCCCCUUCUUGGGGGGGGGGGGCGUUGACGCGGGGCCCUCUCCCCUCCCCUGUUCCCUUGGAGCUGGGAUGGGGCUGGUUCCCCUCCACUCCAACUCCCAGACCGCAGUGUCCCUCCUUGCCCCGUGCUGGGCCGAAAUAAAGCAUCCUUUGAUAGAAUUUCCAA
Messenger RNA from Ornithorhynchus anatinus (platypus), 2223 nucleotides. RefSeq names its product PIF1 5'-to-3' DNA helicase (gene PIF1). Gene Ontology annotation, biological process: DNA repair; telomere maintenance. NCBI's taxonomy places the organism in Eukaryota, Metazoa, Chordata, Mammalia, Monotremata, Ornithorhynchidae. The coding region runs from base 65 to 1987 and encodes 640 amino acids. Gene Ontology annotation, molecular function: DNA helicase activity. The transcript is spliced from 13 exons. The record is from RefSeq and is a predicted model, not a curated record.